Molecule: messenger RNA, 485 nt
Organism: Perkinsus marinus ATCC 50983
Lineage: Eukaryota; Perkinsozoa; Perkinsida; Perkinsidae
Product: elongation factor G, putative
Exons: 3
Biological process (GO): cytosolic ribosome assembly
Cellular component (GO): ribonucleoprotein complex; cytosol
Molecular function (GO): ribosome binding; GTPase activity
Source: RefSeq, a predicted model, not a curated record
GUUCGAGUGUCGGUGUCACCAGUCCGAUUGGAGGAUACAGAUGCUCUCACAUUGGGAUUGAUUCGUUUAAAGCAGGCUGACCCAGCUGCUAGUGUAGCCCGGAAUCCAGACACAGGAGAACUGCUCGUUGGAUGCUGCGGCGAUGAGCACCUGCAUCGUUGUAUUCAAGACCUCCGUCAGUUGUAUGCCAUUGGGGCUGACUGUCGAGUAUCCGAGCCGAUGGUCGAGCUCCGUGAGACGGUUGCGAUUGACCCGCCGAUCGAUUGGCGCCAGUUCACUGCCGACAGCAGAGAAGGAAUACUGGGUGGACGAUCUGGCAUCAGCUGGCUGAGCGAAUACUCUAGUGUGCUGAAGCCUGAUGGUAAAGGUGAAACGUCGUUCUUUGCAUCUGAUGGCGUGAAGUGUACGAUAUCUGCUACUGCUACGGCAAUGCCAGAGGAUCUCCUUAAGUGGCUCGAUGAGCAUGCUCAACAGGUCCGCAGGGG